Arabidopsis lyrata subsp. lyrata is the source of this 232-nucleotide messenger RNA. RefSeq lists its product as uncharacterized. NCBI's taxonomy places the organism in Eukaryota, Viridiplantae, Streptophyta, Magnoliopsida, Brassicales, Brassicaceae. The record is from RefSeq and is a predicted model, not a curated record.
AAUAAUGGCGACUCACACAAUGAAAAAGAUAUACAGUGUUUUGAUGAUUGUAGUUUUAUUUACGAUGAUGGUUUCAACAUGUGCGAGUACGGUAGAAAUGUGUGUUAAGCAUUGUGUCCCAAAUCAGUGUAUGAAAGUUUCUAAAAAGGCAACUCUUCCUUUAUGUGAAUGCUUGCAAAAAGUUCUGCAACCAAAACAAAUUUGCUGAUAUGAAAUUCUACACGCCUCCUGA